AAUUGUAGGUCUGUUCGUUUUCGUUACACCGCUGAACUAGUGCAAUAAGUUGAAGUGAGAAAACAUAUACUUGUCUCGCUUCAACUUAUUGCACUAAUUCAGUGGUAUAGCGGAAACGAAUAGACUUUGUGUGUGUAUGUAUGCGUUUUUGUAAAAAGUUUAUAAACAAAUUCACAUCGUUUAAAUAGACAAAGAUCAUGAAACAUUUCUUGUUUUAAGAAAUGCUAGAGGCCUUUUCUAUAGUGAUGUAAUUAGAUGGUUUCACUUUUGCGUGUAUAAACCUAUCCUAUAAAGAAGCGCAUGUCCUGAGAGCCAGUUCAAUUAUUGACAGACUGAAAACUAUUUGUCGCUGUUUGAAUAAAAUUGUGUGUUGUAAAUUGACACUACAUAUAUCUUGUAUCAUUGUAUCAGGUUAGGUUGGCCGUUACAUUCGUGUGCGCUUGGUUGCAGAAAAGUUCCAGAGCAGGCAAGGAAAAUUGUGAGAAUAACUAAAGUAUACAAAAAACACGGAGAAUGGCGUUCUACAAUAUUAUUUGGAUGGAUUUGGAGAUGACUGGACUUGAUAUUGAGAAAGAUCACAUAUUAGAAAUUGCCUGUAUCAUAACAGACAAAACAUUACGAAUUAUCAGUGAAGAGUUAAAUAUUGUGAUACAUCAACCAGAUAUAAUUUUAAGAAAUAUGAACGAAUGGUGCAUGGAACACCAUAAAAUUAGUGGAUUGGUUGAUGAUUGUCGCUCAAGCACAAUCUCACUAAAAGAAGCAGAACUGAAAGUGCUCAAAUUCUUAGAAAAAUAUGUUCCUAAAGGUAAAUGCCCAUUGGCUGGGAACACAAUCUAUAUGGAUCGUUUAUUCUUAUACAAGUACAUGCCAUUGGUGCAUGAAUAUUUGCACUUCAGAAUCAUCGAUGUUAGCUCAGUCAAGGAACUUUACAGAAGGUGGGAUCCGAGUAUACACGCAGCUGCACCUACGAAAAAAUUAAAACACAGGGCGCUGGAUGAUAUAAAAGAGAGUAUUGAUGAACUAGCUCAUUAUAAGAAACAUAUGAAAUAGAAUAAUACAUUUGUAAUUCGAAAGAAACUCCGAUGAAAUACCAUAUGUAUAUAUGUAUCAAACAAAAAGCACUGCCAAGCACUGAACAUUGAACCAAAUCUGUGGAGCCAAAAACAUUGAACCAAAUCUGUGGAGAUCCACAGAUCCGAGUGUACUAUAAAUGUGUAAAUAUGAACACACCUGUUCACAUUCAUCAUGGAACAUAAUAAUGAAGACAUAAUAAAACAUAAGAAUACGUAUUGAAA
Messenger RNA from Dinoponera quadriceps, 1295 nucleotides. RefSeq names its product probable oligoribonuclease. Bases 514 to 1050 code for a protein of 178 amino acids. NCBI's taxonomy places the organism in Eukaryota, Metazoa, Arthropoda, Insecta, Hymenoptera, Formicidae. The record is from RefSeq and is a predicted model, not a curated record. Gene Ontology annotation, cellular component: mitochondrion. The transcript has 6 exons. Gene Ontology annotation, molecular function: 3'-5'-RNA exonuclease activity; nucleic acid binding.